Messenger RNA from Mesorhabditis spiculigera, 1533 nucleotides. NCBI's taxonomy places the organism in Eukaryota, Metazoa, Nematoda, Chromadorea, Rhabditida, Rhabditidae. The record is from the annotation of a GenBank genome assembly.
AUGCUCGCAGUGACGCUAGGCUUGGCCGGCCUCGUCUACUGGCUCUACUACCAGCUCGUCCACAGGCUCAAGGCGUACCCGCCCGGCCCACGGCCACUACCAUUUAUUGGAAAUGUUCAUCAGAUCAACCUCGCCAACCCGGCCGAGUCGAUGCUCGCGUGGCGGGCCAAGUACGGCCCGGUGUUCACCAUCUGGAUGCCGAAGCCGAUCGUCGUGUUGGCCUCGCACAAGACGCUUCAAGAGGCCCUCGUCAAGCAAGGCGACGCUUUUGCCGGCCGGCCUACUAGCUUCUUGUGGAGUCUCUUCACCAGGGGAAGGAAAGAUGGCGAUGGGAUCAUUUUGUGCCAAAAGGAACGCUGGCAACAAAACCGAAUGUUCGCCCUGCGGACAUUCUCGGAAUUCGGCAUGGGAGGCGACAUGAUGGCCCAAAAGGUCAUGCUCCAGGCCGAAACCCUCGUCGACCACAUCCGCGAGCGAAUGGACGGCGCCAAGUCGAUGGUGUUCGACCCGCACUAUCCUCUUGCCAACUGCGUCGGCAACAUCAUCCACGAUCUCAUCAUCGGCAAGACGUUCGCCUAUGGGGACGCCGAGUUCGACAGGUUCAAGAACUUGAUCGACAGCACGCUCAAGGAUGUCGCCUCCUGGCAAAUGAUGAUGUGCGACACCUACCCGUUCUUGGCCCGCUUCUUCCCAUCCUUCUACCGCUACAAGAAGAACGGCUUCGCCCUCCAGCAGUGGUUCCUCGACGAGAUCGAGCGACACGAGGAAAACCUGAGCUGCGACGGCGAUCCGCGCGACUUCAUGGAGGCGUACCUGCGCGAAAUGAAGUAUAGGCCGAAUAAUGAGAAUUUUAACAAGCUGACCCUGGCGCUGACGUCGGGCGACUUGUGGACGGGCGGCAUGGAGACAUCAGUAACCACCCUCCGCUGGGCCAUCAUGUUCCUCAUGUACUACCCGAAUAUUCAAGAAAAGCUGCACGAAGAGAUUGAUACGAUGUUGCAAGGAAAUCGCGUCAACUUCCGUGAUCGUCACGUGCUACCGUACACCAUGGCGACGUUGGCCGAGCUGCAGAGGAUUUGCAACGUGUUGCCGUGGCAUAUUCCGCAUCGGGUGCUCUCCGACGCGGUCGUCAACGGCGUGCCCCUCCCCGCCGGCACGGACAUUAUGCCACAAUUCGGAGCCGUCCACACCGAUCCGGAGGCGUUCCCCGAGCCCGAGGUCUUCAGACCGGAGAGAUUCCUCUCCCCGGAGGGCAAAUUCGCGAACCGCGACGACGUCAACCCGUUCGGGCUCGGCAAGCGGCAAUGCCUGGGCGAGAAGCUGGCCCGGCACGAGCUCUUCCUCCUGUUCGUCACCAUCUUGCAGGAGUUCCGCUUCGAGAAGAUCGAAGGAGCCCCACUUCCGACCCUGCAGCGCUCGCCGGGCAUGACGUCCGUGCCGCAGGCGUUCAACUGCCGUAUCUACGCACGGCGCACGCAAAAGCAAGCCCCCGCCGAGAACAACAACCACGAAGGGCUCCCCAACCUCAACCAA